Molecule: messenger RNA, 903 nt
Organism: Cuscuta epithymum
Lineage: Eukaryota; Viridiplantae; Streptophyta; Magnoliopsida; Solanales; Convolvulaceae
Source: the annotation of a GenBank genome assembly
UAAUGAGCAUAAAUUUUGCUCCUAGACAUGAAAUAGAGGCAUAUCUGCUAUUCUGCUCCUAUAUUUGCACUGAUUUUGUUCUGCGGGAAAAAGGGAAAAAGAAUUAAGGAAGAGAGUCCCAAAGUUAUACUCCGUAACAACUAUACAAGGACUGUCAAUCGAAUUUCAAAGACACUUGUAUUGGGUGAAUGGCUUCAAGUUCUCAUAGAGGGGGUGAUUUCUAUGGUGCCGACCCAUUUCGGUCAAGACAAGGAUUGAGCACAAGACAAGUUGGAGGUUCAGAUGACAUACAGUUGCGUAUCGAUCCCAUGCACGGAGACUUGGAUGAAGAGAUCACUGGUCUUCGCAAGCAAGUGAAACAGCUAAAAAAUGUAGCACAGGAGAUCGAAUCAGAAGCUAAAUUCCAGAAUGACUUUAUUAACCAGAUGCAAAUGACAUUUAUGAAAGCUCAAGCUGGGGUGAAGAACAAUAUGAGGAGGCUGAACCGGAGCAUUAUCCAGGAAGGAUCCAACCAUGUGAUGCAUGUAGUUCUUUUUGCAUUGCUCUGUUUCUUUGUGAUAUACCUGUUAGCCAAAUUUUCACGACGGUAGUAUGUAGUAGGAAUUCGUCUCAUAUUCUGUGCAUUGUUAUAUCACCUAGAGCUUCUAAAAAUGAACUGAUGUGGAAGAGAUAUUGCAUUGUUACAUUUUAGUUGUGGUCAUGGGUUCUCUUGGCUGCUUGCAAUCAAAAUGUUAUCACGUCUUAGUUUUCAUGUUUUCUUCUCUAAGGAGGUGAGAUAUGCUUGCAGGUGUUCCACUCAAUGACAAUCACCUUCUAUAUUUGAAAAGGUUUAGAUCUAAUGUCAUUUGGAUUGGAAUUUACUAGUUUACUAAUCUAGAUAUUGUCUGAUUUCAUGAAGUCUUC